Metschnikowia bicuspidata var. bicuspidata NRRL YB-4993 is the source of this 3261-nucleotide messenger RNA. It is a transcript of the gene PIM1, whose product is annotated as ATP-dependent Lon protease. Gene Ontology annotation, cellular component: mitochondrial matrix. Gene Ontology annotation, molecular function: ATP hydrolysis activity; single-stranded DNA binding; serine-type endopeptidase activity. Lineage: Eukaryota; Fungi; Ascomycota; Pichiomycetes; Serinales; Metschnikowiaceae. Bases 1 to 3261 code for a protein of 1086 amino acids. The record is from RefSeq and is a predicted model, not a curated record. The transcript has a single exon. Gene Ontology annotation, biological process: mitochondrion organization; chaperone-mediated protein complex assembly; proteolysis.
AUGCCCCUGCAUGCGCAGCGUGUGGCCCGCCAUCAGAGUGCCCGGAGCCCGUUUGCCUCUGUCGCACGGAUCUCGGUGAGAAGCGCCACCUCUGUUUCCCAAAAUCCGGCCACACCCUCGCCCAGACGCCCCGAGGCCGCGCCAGGCUUUUCCUGGCAGCCGAGAACCCCCGCGCCCUCGUUUUUCCCGUUUUCCGAGCUCGCCGCGGGCGGAUUUGCGGGCCUGCUCGCCGCGCCUGGAUAUGUGCUCAAGAGCAAGGACUCCGGGGCCUCGGAACCCGCCGAAAAGCCCCUGAAAUCGCCCGAGCUGGGGCCCAAGGACAAGCCGAGCGACGGCGCCGCUGAGAACGACGCACCCCCGCCGAAAAACGACGAAAAUGACGUGCCUGCUCCCAAAGAGCUGGACGUCCCUGCGGACGAGACGCCCGGGUCCAGCGGAGUGCCCACUACCGCCGGCUCUUCCGGCGCUGCGGCCCUGGGCGGCAGUGGCAACAACAACGGCAAUGGCGGCGGCAACAACAACGGCAAAAACGGCGGCAACGGCGACGCGGAGGCCGUGGAAAUGGUGCUGGAAACAGGCGCGUACCCCCCGUUCCUUGCCAUUGCCAUGAAGGACCGGCCGCAGCUCCCUGGGCGGGAGUUCUCCAUCAACAUCUCGGACCCCAAGGUCAAGAGUGCCGUGACGGAGAUCUGCAGCCGCCGCGAGCCGCACUUUGUGCUUUUCCACAUGAACGAUCCCGACAUGCCGGACACAGAUGUGAUCCAGGACCGCAAGUCCGUGUACGACAUUGGCGCGCACUGCUUUGUGCUCCGAACGUACGAGGACGGCGACAACUUGCGCAUUUUGGGCCGCGUCAUGGAGCGCUGCCGCUUGGAGAAGUUGGUCACGCCCGACGAGCAGGCGCAGCCGGCCGACCCCGAGGAAAUGGCCGAGGAUUUCCCGACGCUGUACUUGCGGGACUUUGGCGUGUCGUACGCGCGCGUGACGCGCUGUGACGACGAGCCGUUCGACGCCGACAGCCCGGAAAUCAAGUUCUUGGUGGCGCAGGUCAAGGCGUACUUCGAGGUCAUCGACUCCAAGAUCCCCAGCAAGAAGAUCGUCACCACGCGCGGCGCCAGUCUCUUGAACUCGCCCUCGCAGCUUGCGGACUUCAUCGGCUCGCUCUCUGCGGCGCCCGCGGACAAGAUCCAGGAGUUGCUUCUGGAGCUCAAUGUCGAGGCGCGUUUGAGAAAGGCACUUGAGUUGUUCAAGGUCGAGCUCAAGUCGUACUACACGUUGAUUGACACCACGAUGGAGAUCACGUCCAAGGCCGAGGAGGCCCAACACAAGCAGUUCAUCAAGGAGUACAUCAAGGGCCUCCAGAGACACAUUGGCGGGCCGGAGGCGGCCUCGCUGAAAACCGCCAAGUUCGACGAGCGGAUCCAGCAUAUGAAGCUCACGGAAGAGGCGAUGGAGGCGUACAACACGGAGAAGGCCAAGUUGGAGUCGGGCCAGGAACAUUCCAGCGAGCUCGCCGUCAGCGAAAAGUACUUGGACUGGUUGACCCUGAUUCCCUGGGGAAUCUACUCGAAGGACAGGUUCAACGUCAAACUCGCAAAGACUGUUUUGGACAGAGACCACUAUGGCUUGAAGGACGUCAAGGACCGUAUCCUCGAGUUUAUCUCCAUGGGCAAAAUCUCCGGUAAGGUUGACGGCAAGAUCUUGUGUCUCGUCGGCCCCCCGGGUACCGGCAAAACCUCGAUUGCCAAGUCGAUUGCCGAAUCCUUGGACCGCCGUUACGUCAGAAUUGCCAUGGGAGGUAUUCAAGAUGUCCACGAGGUGAAGGGUCACAGAAGAACAUACGUGGGCUCGAUUCCGGGCCGCAUCAUUUCCUCUUUGAAGCAAGCGAAAACAUCGAACCCUUUGCUCUUGAUUGACGAAAUCGAUAAGCUCGACAUGAGCAAGAGCGGGGGCGCCGCGUCGGCGUUCUUGGAGAUUUUGGAUCCCGAGCAAAACAAUGCUUUCGUUGACAACUACAUUGACGUCAAAGUUGACCUUUCCAAGGUAUUGUUUGUGUGCACCGCAAACUACUUGGGGAACAUUCCAGGUCCAUUGAGAGACAGAAUGGAGGUGAUCGAGGUCCCAGGCUACACCAACAAUGAGAAGUUCGAGAUUGUCACCAAGCAUUUGAUUCCUAACGCGGCAAAGAGAGCCAACUUGGACGAGUCCCGCGUUUCCAUCAGCGCCGAGUCCGUCAGAAGGUUGAUUGACAAAUACUGCAGAGAAAGUGGAUUGAGAAACUUGAAGAAGCUCAUUACAAGAAUAUUCAGCAAGGCGUCUUUGAAGAUUGUGCAAGAACUCGAGGAGAGAGAGCCCGCCGAGGCCACCGAGACCGCGAAGAAGGCCGCGCCAUCUAACAAUCCUGACAAGGGGGACUCAAAUAUUGUCCAGGAGUUCAAGACCCUUGACACUAGUAUUGAGAAGGGCGAGAUUGAGAAGGGCGGCCUCGAGAAGAGUGCGGACAGUUCUGUCCUCCCGCACGAAAUUCCCGAGGACAUCAAGCUCGACGUUACCCCCAAGGUUUUGAAGGACUACGUUGGCCCCGAGAUCUACACCAAAACCCGUGUGUAUGACCUCCCCCCUCCCGGUGUUGCGACAGGUCUUGCCUACAGCACCUCUGGAAAUGGCGAUGCUUUGUACAUCGAGUCUAUCUUGACGAAUUCCAUUGGAGCAGGAACCGGAAGCGCUGGGAUGCGGGUCACUGGGCAUUUGAAAGAUGUGAUGAAGGAAUCAGCGUCGAUCGCCUACUCGUUCUCGAAGCUGUUCAUGGUCAAGAAGUAUCCCGCGAACCGGUUCUUCGAGGGCGCCGACAUCCAUGUGCACUGCCCUGAAGGCGCUGUGCCCAAGGACGGGCCGUCGGCAGGAAUCGCGUUCACGUCCUCCUUGAUCUCGUUGGCUCUCAACCAGUCUUUGCCUCCAAACGUUGCCAUGACGGGUGAGAUCACGCUCACAGGGAAGGUGUCCGCAGUCGGCGGGCUCCGGGAGAAGAUCUUGGGUGCGAAGAGGUAUGGAUACGACACCAUCAUUUUCCCCAAGGACAUUGAGAACGAGUUGGAGGAGGUGUCGGAAGAAGUGAAGGACGGGAUGACGUUCGUCCCCGUGCUGUGGUACGACGAGGUUUUCGCGGCGAUCUUCCCCGGCGCCGACGCCGACAAGAUCAACCGUUUGUGGAAGAAAGAGUUUGCGAAGCGCGACGAGAAGAAGAGUAAGCCCAAGAAGUGA